Platichthys flesus (European flounder) is the source of this 2250-nucleotide messenger RNA. RefSeq lists its product as uncharacterized. The record is from RefSeq and is a predicted model, not a curated record. The coding region runs from base 130 to 1161 and encodes 343 amino acids. Lineage: Eukaryota; Metazoa; Chordata; Actinopteri; Pleuronectiformes; Pleuronectidae. The transcript is spliced from 15 exons.
CCCUCCUGUUGAGUCUGCACAGUGAGUUUUCCAAGGACACAGCAACAUCACUGCAUGCUGUGUCUGAUUGUGACUCUGUGACUCUGUGAACGUGUGUUUGUGUUGUCUCUGCUGCGGGACCUUCUGAGCAUGGAGCCCAUCGGCCUGAGCUGCCAGGUGUGUCUCAGAAAACACCCGAAGGUCUCAGCUUUCAAGAAACAUGUACAAACAAUAGAGCAUCGAAAGAAAAUGGAGGAGUUAUUCUCAAAUGAUCAGCUCAGUGGUCAUGGCUUCUUUCCCAACAUUGUUUUCAUUAAUCCAAAUGUCAAAUAUGACAACAAAACACAAAGCAUAGGCUUGUGUCUCCUGACUCUGGUUUACAGUUCAGCGACUCGGACCUACUUUUACCUGUGCCAUGUCUGUGAAGAGAAGCGCCCGUCAGAAAAUAUUUUACACCACCUUUCAUCUCGUGACCAUUGUAGUAACUACAUUAGCUACAUAGACCCCAAUCUACUGAGUUUCUCCUGGAUGCCCAGAUCGGACAUGAGAGUUUUUCUGAGGCCUGAGAUCACGAAGGAAGUCAAGGAAACACGAAACACCCUACAGGUUCUGGAUUUGCCUGCAGAUCUAAUGAAAACGAUUGACAAGGGCACAUACUCUGAAGUGAUGCACACUCUCAUAGAAAAUGAUAAGCUUCUCAAGCUGCUUGAAGUUGUCAAGCCAAAGCGGACCAUGAUCCAAGAAUACCAAAGAGACGGCAACAGAAAACAUCCACUUCUUGGCAUGCAGCACAUUGUUGAAUGCAUUUGUGCUGGAGUGUACGAGAAGAGAUACUACCUCUGCACCCUCUGCAAACUAACCAUGGGCAUCCGCGCAAUCAUCAGACAUGUCCUGAGUUUUGACCACAUCUUCUCUUACUUUGGAGAGAGAGGCGGUGGUCUAGUGGCAGAAACUUGGACUAUGGGCAGAGAAGGUCUCUGGUUCGUCUCUGGUUCGACUGCACGGAGAGACAACAAAAGACGAACCUGGAUUGAUCUGUCCAAAAAUCCAAGAGUCACCCUACCCUGUCUAGUGCCCCUGAGCAAGGCACCUUACUCCCCCAACAUCUGCUCCCCGAGCGCCGUACAUGGUCGCUCACUGCUCUGUGUGUCCUGCACCAGAUGGGUCAAAAGCAGAGAUUAAAUUUCCCUACCUGCAUGAGUGUUCCUUUGCAUGUCUGUGCAUGUGUUUGGGACUAAUAAAUGCAUCUUAAUCUUAAUCUUAAUCAUCAGAGCUGAAGGCGAUCCAAGUUGAGCGGUUGUAGCGGCCGGCUAAUGAGGAUUUAAAUAUUUGAUAUACUGAGGAGAUAAGAAAUGAUCACAUGUUUAAGCAUGCAGCCCUUGUCUUCGGAUUCUCAGAAAUUCCUCCAUGAGUUUCUUGUUAGUUCUCUCCCCCGAAGGAAUGAUCUCUGACCUGUUAAUGGAUGAGUGUAGAACAUGAGACCUCAUCUUAAGGCAUGAUCCUUACUGAUUCAUGAAUUCAUCUUUUCAUUUACAAUUAUACGCUCAGACUCAUGUCCUUCUAAACCAAGGGAUGUGGGACGUUGUUUUGCCUCGGGUCAUGGGCGUAGGCCAGUGCUUCUUUUUCGCUGAGUACCUCCUAACCAUCGCAAAGCAUCUUUGGUUGAAAAAAGAUGUAAAACACAGUGCUGUGCCGUUAGUGUCUGAUUUAUUAAACUUUUUAACAAGACCAUUUCCAAUUACAACUUCAUCAAAGUGCAUAACAAUGCUCAUUUGUAGUGGUCUCUCUUGAACAAUUUGGAAAUAAAAGAUAUAAAGAUAACUAAAGACGUGUUUUUAAUGUCUGACUAAUAAAGUCCAGUACUGUACAUAUUUAAUCUGUUCAGAAAGCGUGGCACCCCUCUACUUUGAUGGCAAAGGAAAGCUACAGAUACUGCAAGGCCUUCUCCUGCACAAUGCUUAAUUUUGCAAAGCAGACAGAAGAAAUCCAUGGAGCUUCAAGCACUGAUAUGAAGCAAGUGAACCUGGAGCCUGCUGAAUUUAUCUCAGUGAAUUUCAAGUCAUAUGCAGAAGCUUUGAAGAAACUGGAAUCCAUCAUGAAGGGAAGAGAAGGUGGCAGCUUGGUUGCAACCAUCCACCCAGGGAAGAAGCUAACAUUUUGGACAAAGCACUCCAGUGUGCCGGCCAGUGUGCCAGUCAAGGGGACAGUCAUGCAGCCGGUCAUGCAGCCGGUCAUGCAGCCAGUCAAGCAGCCAGUCAAGCAGCCAGUCAU